UGGAGCAUUCUUUGAGGAUCAACUUUCUUAUUUAGAGUUAGAAUUUUUUAAAAUUGAGUAUAUUAAAUCCUGAUUUUUUUUUUAAAUUUUUAAAAAAUACAUAUUUAUUUAUUUAUUUAUAGAAUAAGCGAUAAUUUUUAAUGAAAAUCCAUGCAUAGAGCGGAUAGGGCUAUUAAAUACCAUCCCGCCCAAAAUUAUGUCCUUUCUCGCACAACACGGGAAAACGUGAGACUUAAACGGAGCACUGGAUAUGGCGAGUACGAGUCUGAGCAUCGUACGGCCUUUGGCUUCUCCCCCUGGCCUUCAAAUAUCACCGCCACAGCUACCGCCUCGGCCAAACCGCCUUCGGGUUUGUUGCUUCUCUCGUGGGAUUUCUACUGAGAAAACCUUGACGCAGAUUGAGAGUUCAGGUGUCAUCGCCUGCCUUCGGGCCAAUAGUGCAGAGCUGGCAAUUGAAGCUGCGUGUGCUGCACUUCAUGGUGGUAUUUCAGUUCUGGAGAUUGUGAUGUCGACCCCAGGUGUGUUUGAGGUUCUACAGCAGCUAGUACAUGACCAUCCUACAAGAGUCCUAGGGGUAGGAACUGUACUAAAUGUUGAGGAUGCCAAAAGGGCAAUGAUAGCAGGAGCCAAGUUUCUUAUGAGUCCUGCUAUGGUUAAGGACAUUUUGGAUGAUUUUCAAUAUAGUGGAGUUUUAUACAUACCUGGUGUUAUGACCCCAACAGAGAUAUUGUCUGCAUAUGAUGCUGGUGCCAAAAUUGUCAAGGUUUAUCCUGUUUCUGCAUUAGGUGGCUCACAAUAUAUAUCAGCUAUCAAGAAGCCUUUUCCCCAUAUCUCAAUGGUUGCUUCUCAAGGCAUAACAACAGAUUCAGUUGGGGAUUAUAUUGCUCAGGGAGCAUCGUCGGUUGUUUUAUCAGAUGCCAUAUUUGAUAAAGAAGCAAUGGGUCAAAAAAAUUUCACUAAAAUCUAUCAACUUGCAAAUGCCGCAGCUUUGCAUGGCAAUGAAGCUGUAGACCGGAUGAAAAAGUUGAGGCUAAACCAUUUGUAAUAGGUGUAGUAAAAUCUUAUACCAAUGUAGUUUGGAAAAUGCUUUGGCAGUGCUGGACAUGUACUAGCAAACUGGUAAAGUCAGGUUUUCACUUUUUUUCUUAUUUUUUUUCUCCAUUUUAUACGUUGGCUUCCAUGUAACCUAUUAUGCACCCUUAGAUCAAUGAAGAAUUUAGUCUAAGUUUAUUUUGAAUGUGUACUUCAAGCAACUGAAAUCGUCAUGGUAGUUUGUUGAACUAUUAAGCAUUACAUUAUCAAUAUUAAUCCGACAUCACUUGCACUGGAUUUUCACUCAAUUCGCCUCACCUUUUUUAAAUUGAGUGCCAAGUUCAAACACAGGUUUAUUACAUGAUAUUCUCAGUUGGGAAACUGAAAAGUUGACCUUUCAGCAUGGAGUAAGAAGAAAGUGAGCCUGCACAAUCCCGUAUUUGGAUGAAGAUUUUUUGUAGAGAUGCUCUGAAGUUUCAGCCAGGAGUGAGGAUCAUUUGACAAGGAAGAAAAUUGAAGUAAUUUUUGCUUUGAGGUCUAGUAAUUAACAAGCUUUAACACAUGCAGGCAGGCUCCAUAAUGGAUGGUCUCCAGGACACAAAAAGAGUUAUAGGAGUGUAGUUUUGUUUGCCGUUUUUUAGUUCUAUAAGAAAGAGUAUUUUUCUGUACCAAAGUAGACAUUUUCACAAUGUGUUAUUUUAAAUGACUCUAAUGUAUAUACUCUAGACAUCAACUUGCUGCAUGUUUUUGUUGAAACAAGUAUAAUUUUAUCCUGUUGAUCCUUGAGAAUUUA
This is a messenger RNA of Prunus persica (peach), 1825 nucleotides long. Its product is annotated as KHG/KDPG aldolase. Gene Ontology annotation, molecular function: lyase activity. The record is from RefSeq and is a predicted model, not a curated record. Lineage: Eukaryota; Viridiplantae; Streptophyta; Magnoliopsida; Rosales; Rosaceae. Bases 251 to 1045 code for a protein of 264 amino acids. The transcript is spliced from 11 exons.